AUGUCAUCCGAAACACCACACGAAACUGGACUAAACAAUGAGACUGGUAAAAUUCCACCAAUCAUCACAAGACAAUCCAGCUCCCUAGGCAAAAUCACCACCGAAACCAUCAUCACUCCAAGAACAAACAAUCAAAAACAAGAAGAGGAAGCUUUCCAAGUAAAAUUAGCUUCUCCACCAGCAAAUGAAGACGAAUCUCCAAAAAGGAAUCAAGAUUUCAUUCCCCUCCAUUCUUCCUCCUCCUCCAAUACAACCCAUCAACAUCCAACAACAUCAAAAUCUCCAAAUUCCAACAAUAACUCAUCAUCAAACAUCUUUGCACAAAUGUUUGCUGGUUCUGGUUCUGCUAAUGGUAAUGGUUCUGGAAGGAAAACCUCUCCUCCAACAACCAAUCAAUCAACACCACCCAAUUCCAAAUCAUUGUCAUCAUCAUCUUCAUGUUUUGAUACACUCAAUGUUGAGUCAAUUACUCCAUCUUCAUUGAAUUUUGCUGCUAAUAAGAGAAGAUCUGGUAAUUUUAGUGCAUUUACUGGUGAUAUGGUGUUUGGUGAGGAGGUUCAUGAGGAGAAGACAACUCCAAAAGUUACUUCUCCAACGUUGGAUUCGAAUAAUUUUCUUGAUAUGCUUUCACCUAGAGUUUCUGUUAGUUCAAAGAGAAUGUCAGGAAUUCAAAAAUUGAUGGGUGGUAUGUUCGGAAAGAAAGAUGCCACUCCUCCAAAGCAAAUUAGUAAAGAAGAAGAGGAAGACAAUUUAAUCAAAGAAAAUCACUUGAACAAACAAGAACAAUUGACAUUGAAAGCUAUCAAUGCAAGUCCCUCUUUGAUUAUCAAAAAGUUUACAGAGAGAAAUUUUGAUUUGUUGCAGUUAAAGACAAUUUCUGAAGUGUUGACAAUUUGUUCAACUCUUUCAGCUGAAGAAGAUCAAAGUUUACUGGAAAUUUCAACAACUUCUGAAGAGGUCAAGUACUCAGUGUGGUUGAGAGGUUUCUUGAAUGAGGGAGGUCUCACUUCAUUGGCAGAUUGUUUGGCAUCGACUGCAUUGUCAACUUCUGCAGAUGAAGAGAAGGAAACAAAGGAAGUUUACUGUUUAAAGUGUAUUGAAACAAUUUUGAAUACUUCCGAUUAUGCUAGAGGUUGUUUCUUUAAGAACAAGGAUAUUUUGAGAACUUUGGUUCUUACUUUGGAUUCCAAUUCAUUGGAAUUGAGAUCACAAAUUUUGCUUUUGCUUUCUGUGAUUAUGAAUUUGAAUGUUGAGAAUAUGGAUGGUUUCGAAUUGAUUCUUGACGCAUUGACAAGCUUUAAAUUGAUCAAGAGAGAACCAAAACGUUUCCAUUUCUUGAUUGAUAGUUUAAACUUUUUGGCUGGUGAAAAUUUGGAAGUUGAUGACAUGUUUAAUGGAGCAAUUGCUUCCUAUGUCUUGACAACCAUGAUCUUUUUCAAUUCAUUGAUCUCUGUUUCUCCAAAUGAAGGUGUUAGAAUCUCAUUGAUGCGUGAAUGGAAGAAUUUGGGACUUCACAUGGCUGUAAAGUACAUUUACUUGAAGUAUGAGGUAUUGGCUGAGGAGCAAAAUAUUGAUAAGGACGAUGAGGAAUCUCCACUCUCGAAUAUUUUCUUACAAAUCAAGGCAUUCGAAAGUGUUUUCAAUUCAUUUGCUGAAGAACACGAUGAGGAAUCUUCCUCCAUCAAGGAUUUGGAUGAAAUUGAUCUUAGUAGCCCUAUUGAUAUUGCCAGAUCAAUUUCAAAUUACUUGAUUACCUUGAAUAAGGAUGAUGAAGCUAGCUCUUCAAGCUCUGCUCACAACAGCUUUGUAAAUAUUUUGAAUUCCAUGUUGAAAUUGACCAAAUUUGGAAUUAUCAGCAAGUCUAAAGGUAUAGAAAUUGAAGAAAUUAACAAAUCAUGGGCAACUGUUGAAAACCUUUUGAAAGUAGCCAUCAAAGAAGAUAAGGUCAAAUUCACAACAGAAAAGGAAAUUGAACUCGAUGGUUUGGUCAAGACUCAACAACGUACAAUUUUGGACUUGGAAAAUGAAAUUAUGAACAUGAAGAAGGAGCUCUUCCAACAAAAGCAAGAGCUCGAGAAGAGAGAUGCUGAGGAACGUUCAAAGAAACGUAAACAAACUCUUUCAUCAUUCAUGAAUGCUGUGACUAAUCUUUCCAAAGAAGAAACUCUCAAACUUGAAUUGACCAAAUCUAAGGAAGAAAAUUUGACCUUGACCGAUAAGUUGAAGGAAGCUGAAGCUGAAAAGGAAAAACUUGAAGUUCAAAUCAAGGAAAUUCGUGUCAUCAACCAGAGAGCUAUGCAAUUGGAAGAAUUCAUGAAGGUCAAUAAUUUGAAAUUACCAAGUGAGACAGGUGCUACUGGUGGUGUUCCUCCUCCACCUGGUUCAACUGGAUUUGUUCCUCCUCCACCUGGUGGUUUGCCAAGUGGAUCUGGUGUUCCUCCUCCACCUGGAUCUGGUAUUCCAAUGCCACCAGGAAUGGGCGUUCCACCACCUCCUGGUUCAGGCAUUCCAAUGCCUCCUGGUAUGGGAAUUCCUCCUCCACCUGGUUCAGGUAUUCCAAUGCCACCAGGAAUGGGUGUUCCUCCUCCACCUGGUGGUUUACCUGGAAUUCCAAUGCCUCCAGGUUCAGGUGUUCCAAUGCCUCCAGGUAUGGGAAUGCCACCUCCACCUGGAAUGGGUGGUUUACCUGGAAUGCCUCCUCCACCUGGAAUGGGAAUGCUUCCUGGUGUCAAGAAACCAGUUCUUCCAACAUUACCAAAUGCUAAACCAAGAAGAAAGACCAAGGUUUUCUUCUUUGACACAAUUCCACAAACCAACAUUCAACAAACAAUCUUUAUCAAGAAUGGAAUUGCUGAAAAGACAAAUGAAUGGAUUAAGAAGAUUGAUUUGGGAACUAUUGAGGAAGCUUUUGAAAAAGUUGAGGAAAAGGCAAUUGCCACCGAUCAACCAGCAAAGAAAAAGGUCGAAGAAAUCAUUUUAAUUGAUGGUAAACGUUCGAAUAACAUUUCCAUUCAAUUCUCUGCUCUUAAAAAGUUGGAUAAUUCAGAAACUGAUCAAAUGAAAUGUGCUCGUUACAGAAAUGCCAUCAUUGAAAUGGACGAAAAGACAGUCGAUGAUAAUAACAUUGAAGUUUUGAGUGGUUGCAUGCCACUCGAUGAGGAAAUUCCAGUUAUUCAGAAAUAUCUUGAUGAUACCAAGGAAGAGGAAGUUUCUGAGGAUCCAGAUGCACCAAAGAAGGUUAUUCCAAUGGCUGAAACAUUCUUCACCUUCUUAUUGGAUAUUCCAUCUCCAUUGACAAGAGUUCAAUCGUGGGACUUUAAACUCAAAUUGGGUUCCAGAAUUUCUGCCAUUAGACCAAAACUUGAUUCAAUGCUCAAUGGUUGUAAGGAAUUGCAAGCAUCCACCAAAUUGCAUGAUAUUUUGGCUCUCAUUUUGACAAUUGGUAACUAUAUCAAUCAACAUGCUCCAAACAAAAAGUUGCAAAACAUUUAUGGUUUCAAGAUUAGUUCUCUCGAAAAGAUGCAAACUAUGAAAGCUAGAGAUCCAAAGCAGAGUAUGCUUCAAUACUUGGCUCAAGUGUGUCAAGAUAAUUUCCCUGAAUUGUUGACAGUUUCAAAUGAUUUGUCAUCUGUACAAACAUGUACUCGUUUGCAACUUGCUCCAAUUGACCAAGAUAUCAAGAAACUCCAAGAAGAUACCAAAAAGACCAAGAACUUCUUUGAAAAGAUGAAGAAGGAAAAGAAUAUCCAUCCUAAAGAUAGAUUCCUCGAAGUUAUGGAAGAAACCAUCGGCACAGCUCAAAACCAAUUGGAAAUUAUUGAAAAAUCAAGAACAACUGUUGAGGAAAAUCUCAAACUCAUUGCAGCUCUCUUCGACGAAAAGCCACAAGAUUUACUUGACAAACCUGAUACAUUCUUUACUCAAAUUCACAACUUUGUCGAGAGUUUGAAUAAGGCCUGUGAAGAUUUGAAAGCCAAGAGAGAAAAGGAAGAAAAGGAAAAACAAAAGAAACUUCAAGAAGAAACCAAAAAGAAGAAUGAGAAACAACUUGGAUUUGAUAAGAAGAAGGAAUUAUUAAUGCAAAGAAAGAAGGCAGCUUCAUCAACUACUGCAACUUCUUUGCUUACUAAACCAUCUAUCAAUGCCACUCCUCAAUCCCCAUCAUUUGAUCUGUCAAGUUUGAAAUCAAAGACCUCGCUCUUGUCAUCACUCACUCCAACAUCUGCCAAAACUCCAACUGGUGAUGAGGAAAACAAACUCUUGUCAGUGCUUGGAAAACAGCAAGAAGAAAGAAAGAAGAAUGCAAACAAUUUCUUUGCUGGAUUAAUGAAUCUUGCUAAGAAGGAAGAAGAAACUAAGAAGAAACCAAAUAAUCUUAUGGGCUUACUUGCAAAGGGACUUACUAAUGGUCAAUUGUUGAAAUCUAGAACUGAAACUAAAAAUCUAAUGGAUUCACUCAAAUAAAUAAUCUAAAUUUA
Messenger RNA from Naegleria gruberi, 4478 nucleotides. RefSeq names its product FH2 domain-containing protein. Bases 1 to 4464 code for a protein of 1487 amino acids. The transcript has a single exon. Gene Ontology annotation, molecular function: actin binding; small GTPase binding. Lineage: Eukaryota; Heterolobosea; Eutetramitea; Acrasida; Naegleriidae. Gene Ontology annotation, biological process: actin cytoskeleton organization. The record is from RefSeq and is a predicted model, not a curated record.